AUGCAGAUAACAGUAGCUACUUUAUCAGACCAGCUAUUUACUAUCCAAGUAAGCGAGGAUCUGGAGCUGGAGAACAUGAAAGUUUUGUGCGAGAUGGAGACACGCAUCCCGGCUCAAGAGAUGGCUGUUGUCUGGAACGGGCGUCCUCUUCUUAUUGAUAAAAUGACACUAAAGCAAUACGGAAUCAGGGACGGCGAAGUUGUUCUGGUUCAACAUUUACAAGCGCAGAACAGUUCAAGUGGAGAAUAUACCUCUGUUUUUAUUACAUGUCAAUCUAAGAACAUUGAAAUUUCAGGUCUUGGACAAACCCUGCAGCAAGAUGAUGCUGUUUUUAUCCGAGAUAUGUUUAUGAGGGACCCACACCAGCUGGCGAUGUUGCAACAGAUGAACCCUUCCCUAGCAGAUGCCAUGUUGAGUGGAGAUCUGGACAAGUUCCGCCGAGUUUUACAGGAGCAGAGGCAAAUAAGGCUGCAACAGGAUCAAGAUAAGAUGGCACUUAUGCAUGCUGAUCCCUUUGACCCUAACGCACAGCAUCUUAUAGAAGAAGCAAUUAGAUUGAGAAAUGUUGACAGCAACAUGGCAACAGCGAUUGAGUUUGCUCCGGAGAGUUUUGGGCAGGUACACAUGCUCUACAUCGAUUGUAAGGUCAAUGGGUAUCCAGUCAAAGCCUUUGUCGACUCAGGAGCCCAGAUGACAAUAAUGAGCCAGUCGUGCGCAGAGAGAUGUCACAUCAUGCGGCUAGUGGACAGACGCUGGACUGGUUUGGCCCAGGGCGUCGGGACACAGACAAUUAUUGGCCGUGUCCAUUUAUGUCAGAUCCAGAUUGGCACUGCAUUCCUGCAGUCCUCUUUCUGUAUCCUGGAGAGCCAGCCCAUGGACAUGCUGCUGGGUUUGGACAUGCUGAAGAGGCAUCAGUGUGUCAUCGACUUGAAGAAGAACCUACUGCAGAUUGGCACCAGUGGAACUGUCACCCCGUUCUUGGCAGAAACUGACCUGCCAGAUACUGCACGUCUUGACCAGUCGGCCAGGGAGGAGCAGGAGCUAGCAGACGUGCUCUCUCGUUCUGCUCAGGCGACCAAAUCUAAAAACACUGGCAAACCAUCAACAUCACGUGUGGCAUCCACUCCAUCGUCCCAAGGUCAGUACUCGGAAGAAGUUGUAGCCCGGCUCAUGUCUAAUGGGUUCAGCCGUCACGUUGUGGUGGAAGAGUUGCGGCGUUGCAAGGGCAACGCAGACCAGGCCUUGGCUUCCUUGUUGUCCAAGUCGUUUGGUUUGCCUUAA
This is a messenger RNA of Candidula unifasciata, 1281 nucleotides long. The record is from the annotation of a GenBank genome assembly. Lineage: Eukaryota; Metazoa; Mollusca; Gastropoda; Stylommatophora; Geomitridae.